AUGUUGGUCAAACUGGCCGUGGCGCUGCUGGUUUUGUCAGUGCUGGAGCAAGUGGUGGGAUCGGAUAAUAUAGAUAUCCACGACAGCCUCCCGGAGAAGCCUGCGAGCCAGAAAGGACGCCUCUCCCUGCAGAAUACAGCUGAGAUCCAGCACUGCCUGGUGAGUGCAGGGGAUGUCGGCUGUGGUGUGUUUGAGUGCUUUGAGAAUAACUCCUGCGAGAUACGAGGGCUGCAGGAAAUCUGCAUGACGUUCCUGCACAACGCUGGCAAAUUUGACUCUCAGGGGAAAUCCUUCAUCAAGGAUGCUCUGAAAUGUAUGGCACAUGGGCUACGGCACAAGUUCAGCUGCAUCAGCAGGAAGUGUGUGUCCAUUAAAGAGAUGGUGUUCCAGCUCCAGAGAGAGUGCUACAUCAAACAUAACCUGUGCUCUGCGGCUAAGGACAAUGUGGCCGUCAUGGUGGAGAUGAUCCAUUUUCAAGAUCUCUUUCCUAAAGGCCCAUACGUGGAGCUGGUGAAUAUUCUCCUGAGUUGCGGAGAGGAGGUGAAGGAGGCGUUGACACGGAGCGUGCGGCUACAGUGCGAGCAGAACUGGGGGGCUUUGUGUGACAGCCUGAGCCUCUGCUCCUCCCUCGCCCCUUCUCCAGCCGGCUCUGCCGUCGAACACCACCGCCAGCCCUUGACCUCCCACCCUGAGUUGGAGCUCCCUCGCCCUCCGCGGCAAGGCGAAAAGGACAAACUGGCUAAAGCGGCUUUCAAUGCUCACCCACGCAAUCGCAGUCAGGGACCCCGCCGCCAGAGCCCAGAGGCUGGACUCGUGGCUGAGCAGGAAGACCCUGAGGCCACCGACAUCCGGAGGUGAAAGCGCAGGAGACUGUCCCGACCUUUGACCCCAUACAACGUUUAAAAACCACACUUGCAGACUUAUGCACACAAACACAAAUGAACACACCCUCACACACAAAAACACACUCUCGCACACUUCUUCAAACACACACACACAAAUUCCCAGACAGACUGAGCAGAAGGAAACAAGCCCCAACCUUUUCCUGUCCUUAUUCCGCCCUCUCCAGUCAUUCCAGCAGUCCCACAUGGUAAACUUUCAGGGUAAUUGUGGUGUAGCUUGUAUUGUUAUGCCAGACUGUAGGCCACUAUUUUUUUAGAAAUUGAAUAAUAAUUGUAAUUAUCAUGAUUAUUUCAUCUGUUAGGACUAUUUAGGCUCUAAUAUAGCAUUUCUCAAAUCAUACUUACUGUAAGAUUUGAUUAUAUUUGUAUUAUUUAUUUUAUUCUGUAUGCAAUGUUGAAGUAUCAAAAUGUACAUAGAAAUAUACCUAUCUAUAUUUAUAUAAACAUGCAUAAAUAUAGUUGCAAUACUGAUAUACUAUAGAUCACAUAGUAUAUGGCGUGCUGUCUGUCGUUCUCUUCACAGUAUUGCACCCAUCACACAUUGGUCUGUAGAUAUGUAACAUACACCAUUUGUGGUUUCAAAAGUGGGAAUGUGUAUUAUAAUUAUAGAUACUUGAUGAUUAAAUACAAAAUUGUACAGGUUUCAAGUCCAGUUCUGGCACAUAUGAAUUGUAGUGCAUGAUGGCCACGAAGCCAACAAACUUGUGCAAGUGAAAAUCCACUCUAAAGAGGAUGCACAUGUAAUACUAUGAAUAUGGACAUUUCACACUUGUAUGUAUUGAUAAGUCUCUCACAAAGCUAAUAAUAAGAGAGCCGAGAUUAAUCUCUGAUGUCAUCCAGCACUGCUGUCUGGACAGCAAUGAAUGGGAGACAUGGACUCUUUGUUAUUUUUAUCAAAAAGUGUCACGGCGCUCCCAUUCAUUGUUAAUGGAGCUUCAGAAACUCUGCCCUGGUGACAUCACAGAUUAAUUUCAUGUUUAUUCUUUCAGGAGACAUUAUUGUUCUUUUCCACAAGCAAGAAUUUAACUGUCAAAUCUUAUACAUUGGUUUUCCAUCUAGCUAUUGGUGAACUGCAGCAAAGAGAGGAUGUUCAAUCAAGUCCUUUUCAAAUGUAAAAUCACACACAUCAAGGUGCCUAAACUUGUUAUUGUCCACAGUGACCGCCUCUCUGUGAUUUAAGUGAAUGGAUGAUACUGUGUCAUGGGGAGAUUUAAUGUUGAAGCUAUUUAACGAUGAUGUUGAGCCACAGAAGUCUUAGAUGUUGCACUUUGGAUGAUUGUUAGUCCGUGUUGGACUGCUGCAGGUUAAGAAAUAAGACCAGGUUUCUAGAGCAGUCGCCCUCUAAUCAGAGCUAACUGUACAAGACAUUUAAUUUGAUCAAACCUGGUUUCUUUAUCAACUAAAGCACCAAGCCUCUAUCCCAGCAUGCCCCUUAGGACCAGAUUGAGCCCCUUCUUCAGAAGAUUGAGGUGUCCCAAUGGGCAGGAAAGAGGCUUUAAAGAAACCCUCCAGAUCUCUAAAUCAUCCCUUAUCCCUCUCUGGUCCCUUACCUAGUUCAGGAGAGACAUGAAGGCCUGUUAUUCUACCCGUUAGAGCCGCAGGCAACGCAGCAAGGAACCAGGAACUGGGUUAAGUCCACACACGGGGGCUCUGGCGCUGUUAUUCUAAAUGUUGUAUUUACCGAGGCCACCAGAGAAUUCCUCUGGGCCACAGCCAAGAGCGAGCAACUCGGAGAGGCAAAGAGGAGUGCAGAGAAAAAGGAGACUUUUUUUUAAUGUGAUGAUUCACUCCAUCUUGACUUCUCCUAGUACUCUUCUUCUCUCCCUGCUUUAAUUCACAGACACUUAUUUUGACCAUUUCAGGCCAGUCUUACUCUUUAAGCUGCGGAAGUGCAGCUUGUGAGCACAUUACACCACAUGCCGGGGAGCGAUUGGUGCAAAAAAAAGAAGCUAAAACCUGCGCAGACUUUGUGGCUCAGUUUUUUUCCUACUUUAUUUUCCUGAUGUACUUACAUUCAGGUUAUUUCCUCCCAAUCCUUUAGAGAGUAUUAUAAGCUCUGUGGAUUUGAAUCAUCAGUGAGGCUUUCAGGCUUUUCUUUUUUUAUUGGAAGUUGGGAUUCCUGUGACAUCCCAGCAUGAGACAUAAGCUAAUCCUAUUGAGAAUGUACUGUAUGUGUGUGUAAAGUAACAAUCUGUUCAGCUCUGUCAUUAGGUUUGAUAUGGCUUUUUGUAAUAAUGUAGUGGCUUGAAUGGCUUUUUCUUUAUGUGUUCAGAGGAAAUAAAACUAACCACGUUUCCGGUAUUGUUAGUGCUCCAUCACGACGUGUUUUCCUCCGUUAAGCACAAGGACUCUUCUUCCACCGCUGAAAAUACAGAACAUGGUCUAGAAGUUUGUAACUCACCUAAGACAUUGGGCAUAUGAUCCUACAAAUAUCUUUGGACUCAUGAAGUCAAAUGUAUCUUGUUAUCAUUAAAGUAUUUUUGUCUGUAUUUUG
Gymnodraco acuticeps is the source of this 3396-nucleotide messenger RNA. It is a transcript of the gene stc2a, whose product is annotated as stanniocalcin 2a. Gene Ontology annotation, cellular component: extracellular region. Lineage: Eukaryota; Metazoa; Chordata; Actinopteri; Perciformes; Bathydraconidae. The transcript is spliced from 4 exons. Gene Ontology annotation, biological process: intracellular calcium ion homeostasis. Bases 1 to 858 code for a protein of 285 amino acids. The record is from RefSeq and is a predicted model, not a curated record. Gene Ontology annotation, molecular function: hormone activity.